Scaptodrosophila lebanonensis is the source of this 596-nucleotide messenger RNA. RefSeq names its product kunitz/BPTI-like toxin. The record is from RefSeq and is a predicted model, not a curated record. Gene Ontology annotation, molecular function: serine-type endopeptidase inhibitor activity. The transcript has 2 exons. NCBI's taxonomy places the organism in Eukaryota, Metazoa, Arthropoda, Insecta, Diptera, Drosophilidae. The coding region runs from base 161 to 475 and encodes 104 amino acids.
UCAAAGUAGUGCAGAUUACUUAAAAAUAAAAAUACAUACGCGUAUAUAUUGAAACAUUCCGUACUCGUUUCACCUCCAUCUCCGUUUCGAGUACAAAUUCUGUGCCUGGCCACUAUUGACUUCAUUUGCCUUUCGAACAGCGUGCGGAUUACUUGAAAACAUGAAAUUGAAAAUCAAUUUGACGUUCCUCUGUGCAGUAUUUGUCUGCAUGUUGUCUGUCAUUUUGUUGACACGAACUGUGGAAAUUUCGGCAGCCAGUGGCAGCGCGGAGGCCUGCAAAGAGCUGAACAAUGUCAACUGCUAUGUUGGUCGGAACGAGGGAAACUAUUGCAACAGCAAGGACACUACCAAAGCCGUAACCCGAUGGUAUUAUGAUAAGGGGGUGUGCCGCAAGUUCACCUACAAGGGCUGCAAUGGGAACCGCAACCGAUUUUGCACACAGGACAGUUGCAAGACGCGCUGUGGAGCCGACUGAGAAGUAAAGGGAGGGGGAACGGACAACAACAAUAGAUGCUAAGUUUUUAUUAUUAGGCUAAGCAGCAGCUACAUCGAAUAUAUUUACAUACAAAUACAUACUACGAGUAUGUAACACCAAA